This is a messenger RNA of Paramecium octaurelia, 510 nucleotides long. NCBI's taxonomy places the organism in Eukaryota, Ciliophora, Oligohymenophorea, Peniculida, Parameciidae. The record is from the annotation of a GenBank genome assembly.
AUGUAAUUAUUAAAGGAAAUAGUGGAAGGUGUACGUAAUCCAAUCAACACCAUAGAACAAUUAAAGAAAUCAGUUAUUCGGGAAAUCAACAAACAACAUUAUCAAACCAUCGAUUACACCCAUCGUCGUUCGAUUUCUACCCAAGAAGCUCCAUUCACUGUAGUUAGUAUAAAGAAACCAAAGACUUAACUAAAUACAAUAGAGUUGGCUCCCUUGAAGAACAAAACUAGGUUUAUGCCGAAUUCAACCUUGGAGUUGAUUGUCAAGUAACAAAAAAACAAAUCACUGCAAUUUAAAUAGAAGAUCUAUACUCAAGAAUAUAAGGAGAAGAGUGAGUACGUGCAAGGCAGAAGGAGGUUCAAUAAGAAUGUUGAGUGUCUCAAACAAAACAACCAAAGAUUCAGAUUAAGUGUAAGUGAACAAUCGCAAUAAUUGAACAAGCUUCUUGAAAGCAGAUUGUCACGUAUGUUGAGAUAUAACAAUAACAAUCAUGAUAAUUAUUUAUAAUGA